Messenger RNA from Fundulus heteroclitus (mummichog), 5020 nucleotides. Its product is annotated as leucine-rich repeat and fibronectin type-III domain-containing protein 2. The coding region runs from base 1115 to 3487 and encodes 790 amino acids. NCBI's taxonomy places the organism in Eukaryota, Metazoa, Chordata, Actinopteri, Cyprinodontiformes, Fundulidae. Gene Ontology annotation, cellular component: postsynaptic density membrane; cell surface. The record is from RefSeq and is a predicted model, not a curated record. Gene Ontology annotation, molecular function: protein binding. The transcript is spliced from 6 exons.
UUGCCAAAGUGGGUCAUUAAGCACAAUCAACGCCCCAAUUUCGUUCCUGUGUGAGAGUGUGUGCGUACAGGAGCCGCGCGUCUGGCUGACCUGCUCCUCUUACGCCCCUGCUGGCUCUCCUUUCGGUGGGCUCCGGGAUGCUUCAUGGUGUUUGUGCCAUCUAGGGUUUUUCGCUGCUCUAUUGCAGCCUUUCCGACGCAGAUACAUUACAUCGCUCUAUCUGCGCGCUCUCCGGACGAGCAAUUCGACUUUUAAACAUUAAAAAAACAAACACUUUGUUGUUUCUGAUUUACCGUUUCUUUUUGCAAGAAAUCCCGUUUUUGUUCGGAUAACUACUUUGGAUAUUCCAACCAUUCCAAGGACGAGGACUCAAGUAGCGAGGAGCAGACGGGGGGGAAACCUGUUUGUGUAAAUGUAGCGACUUUUCCGGCGAAGAAUUACACAGAUAACUGCAGCGAGUUGGUUAUUUUUAAAGCAAAAAUGCUCUGAAGCUCCAUGUCGCAGCUUGGCUUCCGGCUAAAAAAGCGCAGGUUUAACGCAGUAUCUGCUGGUGCGGGGAGGAAUAAAACUCGUCUUGUGCGAGACAAGGAGCGAUAUGCGGCUCGGCGGGCGGCUGCUUUUGCGGUUCUCCUGGAAUUAGACGAGGGAUGGAAAGGGAGCGGCUAUAAGGUUCAAAUCUUGGAAGAGGAAAAAGAGUUCUUUGGGAAGCUGUGGAUGGCACAUAAUGGACCACUAUCUGUCGUUGCAGGUAAAAGAUUGAAUGGAUGAGGUGGACAACUUCUUUGGCUGCAGCACACACAGAUAGUGUAGCGUUCAUUUGCGAGAGGAGGACUCCCAGGAUUCGGGACUGACUGUUCCCCGAAGGAGAAAUUCAAGGCGGAUUGAAAAAAACAAAUUGAGACGAAUAUAUAACCAGGAUGAUGCAAAGUGGACUUGGACAAGUUGUUGAAAUGAAUCACUAUGUAUUUGGAUACCUGACCUGAUCAAACAGCAUAAGCCUGAUUCUGCUGAUCGUGCCUCCCGCUCUCUGAGUGUGAAUGUGUGGCCUGGAGGUUUUUCUGAGAGACCAUAUGGCACAAUACACCACAAUAUAGGUUCCCUUUAAUGAGGUAACAUGGACAAAGUGGUCAUCUGCCUCCUGAUUCUGGGAACCGCUAUGACAAUGGUCCAUGCAUGUCCCAAAUACUGCGUCUGUCAGAACCUCUCGGAGUCUCUGGGGACCUUGUGCCCCUCCAAAGGCCUGCUCUUCGUGCCACCUGACAUCGACCGGAGAACUGUAGAGCUCCGACUGGGUGGCAACUUCAUCCUUAAGGUCACCACUCAGGACUUUGCCAACAUGACUGGUCUGGUGGAUCUCACUUUGUCCCGCAACACCAUCAGCAGCAUCCAGCCUUUUUCCUUCAUUGAUCUGGAGACCUUGAGGUCACUGCACCUUGACAGCAACCGGUUGACUGAACUGGGUCCAGAUGACCUACGAGGGCUGAUCAAUCUGCAGCACCUGAUCCUCAACAACAAUCAGCUAAAUGAAAUCUCAGAAGCAGCUUUUGAGGAUUUAAUGCUGACGCUGGAGGAUUUAGAUUUGUCUUACAACAACCUGCGCAGUGUGCCUUGGGAGGCCAUCCGUAAGAUGGUCAACCUCCAUCAGAUGAGUUUGGAUCAUAACCUCAUCUCCUUCAUUGCUGAGGGGACUUUUACAGACCUCGAAAAACUGGCUCGCCUGGACCUGACAUCCAACCGCCUCCAGAAGCUCCCUCCAGACCCGAUCUUUGCACGCUCCCAGAGCAGCAUGGUGAUGAGCACUCCUUAUGCACCUCAACUCUCUCUCAGCUUUGGUGGAAACCCACUGCACUGUAACUGUGAGGUACUGUGGCUGCGAAGGCUGGACCGUGAGGAUGAUAUGGAAACCUGUGCCUCUCCAGCCAGUCUAAAAGGGCGCUACUUUUGGUCUGUUCGUGAGGAGGAAUUUGUCUGCGAGCCUCCAUUAAUCACUCAACAUACGCAUAAGUUGCUGGUGUUGGAGGGCCAAACGGCUAGCUUGCGUUGCAAAGCAGUCGGCGACCCAAUGCCUACUGUGCAUUGGGUUGCUCCAGACGAUCGUUUGAUUGGUAACUCCUCAAGAGCUACUGUUUAUGAAAAUGGCACCCUUGACAUAGCAGUCACAACAUCCAAGGAUUAUGGCAUUUUCACUUGCAUCGCUGCUAAUGCUGCAGGGGAGUCUACAGCUUCCAUUGAGCUAUCAAUCAUUCAGCUGCCCCACAUCACUAACAGUACUAAUCGUACCACACUGCCAAAAUCAGGACUUUCAGACAUCACAAGCUCUACUAAGAUAAGCAAAGGGGAGCCCAAGCCUCUUCCAGAAAAGGUGGUUUCUGUGUCUGAAGUGACCGCCGUCUCCGCUCUUGUUAAGUGGACUGUGAGCAAAUCAACUCCAAAGGUCAAAAUGUUCCAGCUUCAGUACAACUGUUCUGACGAUGAAGUCCUAAUUUACAGGAUGAUUCCCCGGACUCACCGGGCCUUUGUGGUCACUAAUCUGGUCCCUGGAAUGCAGUACGACUUGUGUGUCCUGGCUAUUUGGGAUGACACUGCAACCACUCUCACUGCCACCAACAUUGUUGGAUGUGUCCAGUUCGUCACCACAGAGGAUUACCCACAGUGCCAGUCUCUGCACAGUGGCUUUAUGGGUGGCACCAUGAUUCUGGUCAUCGGUGGUAUUAUCGUUGCAAUUCUGCUGGUCUUCAUCAUCAUCCUGAUGGUUCGCUACAAGGUCACCAGUGGAAUUCAAACCAGUAAAUUACCCACUGUGAGUAACACGUACUCCCAGACAAACGGGGGAGUGAACCGGUUCAAUGGAGCCCCACCGCAGGUCAAGUCCACAGUGGUGGUCAUGCGUGAGGAAAUGCUGGAGUUUAAGUGUGGAUCUCUCCAAAGCAGUCUUUCUUCGUCGUCAUCGUCCUCUAACUCAUUGGACAGCCAAACUGGAAGAGGAGUAGGUGACCGCUACAAUGUUCAAGACAGUGAAUGCAGCACCGUGCCCGGCAACAAGUUCAGGAGGCAUGUGCACGGCACCAAGGCGCGGCAAAAUCUGGACCACCUUUUAGGGGCCUUUACUUCACUAGAGUUACGAAGUGCAGCAAAGGACCACCAAGGACCUUCUGCCUCUUCCUCCUCCGCUGUUCCCAACGCCAUGACAACAGUGGCUGUGGUACCACCAUCUGAUAAAGAACCCCUGCUCGGGAGGGCUGAGUCCACAACAAUGCUGGGGCGUCUACUUGGGUUUCCCCAAGAGGGAAAACCUAAGAGGAGUCACUCGUUCGACAUGGGACAUGUCGGGGUAGCGCAGUGUCGCAGCAGCCAGCCACGCAGGAUCAGUAAUAUCUGGACUAAACGCAGCCUGUCUGUUAAUGGCAUGCUUCUGCAGUACGAUGACAGUGAGGACGAGAAGCCUUCUUUUGAGAGCUCUGAGUGGGUAAUGGAAAGCACAGUCUGACUAUGACCAAACAAUAGAUCUAUAUUAAAAACUAAACAAACAUGAACACAGAGAGACGUUCGGUAUGAAGUUCAACCAUGUGAAUACACUUUAAAUGAUUAUGUGAAGAAAAACUAAAAGAUAGCUGUCCGAGAUCGGAACUCUGUUGACUAUAUUUGAUUUUUUUUUUCAUUGGAAUCGACUGGAGAAAUUGCCUAUAUGGAUUAACUAUCUACAGAAAGAGAAGAUACUCAGACUGCAUUUUCGUCUUUAAAGGAACUGAACACUGAGGAGUUACCUCAAAUGGGAUUACACGUUUCAGACUGGACAUGGGAAUACUCCAGCUGUAGAAAAAGGGGGACCACGGGAGCUAGGAUAGUAGAAAAUUAGAACAAAAGACAUUUUUAUUUUCAUCUGGGUUUUUUUCUAUCAUUUGUACUAUUUAUUAUUUCAAGUAAUUCAUCAGAAGAAAGACUCACCUCAAAACAUUAGAAACAGGUUUACACAGGAUGUACCAACUCUCACGUUGCCAUUUUAUGCAGUUUUUUUCUUUGAAAUUGCAAAUUUAUUAAUUUCCUCAGGUUGCGUAUGAGGUGACAGUAUGGAAAACAAAGAAAAUAACUUGAAUCACAGGCUUAGCUUGUACUGAACUUCUUGAAGGGGUUAUUUUAGCUUUCAGUAUCUUAAAGGCAGUCCACAGUCAACAGUCAGAUUGAUCUCAUCUUGAGAAAUCAGAGAGGAACUCACAUUGGGAAAUUGAGCUAACAGCUAAUCAAAGUAGGAAAACCAUAUGUAUGGAAUCUAAAAAAGUCAGUAAAAUUUUUCCCAUCUGUUUAAGCUGCAAGUUUAUUAAGUACCUUGACACAUUCUCACGAAAAUAUUGUUUGUCAGUUUUUUAACCAGUGUCUGCGUAUUCGUGCGUAUCUAUGGUCUAAUACAAACAACUAGAAUCCAAAGAUUGCUUAUAGGGUGGCUGGACUUUUUUUUUUUUUAAGAAAUGGUGCAAAGCUUGGCUAUUGGGAAGGAACUUAGAGUAGAAUCAGUAGAAUCAUUGCUUCUUUGCAUUGAUCGGAGACAGUGAAAGCAGUUUGGGUGGCAGGUAAGAGCUUUUUAGUUAUGUCCCAAGAGGAAUAGGGCCCUCAAAAGAACCAGAAUUUGCUGUAAAUAUUAAGCCUUACAGCUAUCUUGAGGGUUCCUAAAAAUCUAGGGGCUGUCUUUAUAACUAGUAAAUCUCUAGUAUAGAACUGAAGGACAGAUUUGGUAGUGCGUUAGAUGAAUAUCUGCCGUGAUGAGGACACUGCAUCAGUGUGUAGUGAUGAAGCGAGAACUGGGCCAAAAGACUAUUGAUUUAAAUUUACAACUCCAACUAAGUUCCAUCAAUGGCCUGAGAGCCAUCAAUUGUCAAAAAGCGAAAAUGUGCUCUAGGAGCAGCUGUUAGCUUGAUUUCAUAAGAAUUUCUUCCCAAUUCUCAAUGUUCAGAUCACUCCAACUUUUGGAAAAUACUGAUGGCCAAUACCUAUUCCACAAGACCUAUAUAUAUAUAUAUAUAUAUAU